Molecule: messenger RNA, 390 nt
Organism: Penicillium coprophilum
Lineage: Eukaryota; Fungi; Ascomycota; Eurotiomycetes; Eurotiales; Aspergillaceae
Exons: 1
Coding region: 1-390 (129 amino acids)
Source: RefSeq, a predicted model, not a curated record
AUGUACUCUCCGACAGGAAAUCCCGAGCAUCAAUUUCUGCGUACACGCAACCGGUUCAAAGCUGAGCUACAGCUCGAGAUUGAUGUUAUUAUGAGUCGCAAGGGGAUUUCGCCUCUCCGCCUAGCGCUAGCAGUUGACAACCUCACCGAUCUUAUUGACGAGGUACGUGUCGUCGAACGAGCGAGUGCCACUAUGUGUAGGGAGAUGCCGCAAUGCCGUACCGUGCUUGAUAGAAAAAACUAUUACGGGUACAAUGGGGCAUUUUUAACGAAGACUCACAAGCUUGAGGACCAGUUGAUUAUGCUCAAGGAGAACCUCAUGCGCCUAUAUUCCGAUCAGCAUUGGAUAUCUCGCCAGAUUGCGGCUGUAAACAGAUAUUCCGACCUUUAA